AUGGGGCUGGCGCCGGGGCCACCAGGUGCCACCGGGCACAACCUGAGCUGCGUGUCCUACAAGCACCCCAGCGUGCGGGGCAGCCUGGGGGGGGGCACGGAGGGAGGGGCCCCCAGCACCGUCCGCUGCCCCCCCCGGCAGUGCUGCAUCGGCAUCUGGAACCGCAGCCAGGCGCUGGUGCAGGGGUGCUGGGGGGGCGGGGGGGCCGCCUGCCCCUCGCCUUGGUGCGCCCCCAGCCCCGCCGGCCCCCCCGGGGCCGCCGUCCUCGUCUGCCUCUGCCACGGCCACCUCUGCAACGGCAACGCCAGCGGGAACGGGGGGGCCCUGGGGCUGGGGGGCCCCCCCCCGGCCCCUGCUCCCGGCCAUGUGGCACCCGCGGGGACGCUGUGGCUGUGGGGCGCGGGUCCCCUCCUGCUCCUCUUCCUCGCCUGCCUGGCCGUGCUGGGGCUGCGACGGGCGAGGGCGCAGACGGAGCGGCCCCCCCGGGGACGUCGGGGACUUGGGGCCCCCCCAGCGCCCCCCAGCCCGGAGCUGCCCGCGCUGCGCUUCCUGCAGGUGCUGCAGGCGGGGCGCUUCUCGGCGGUGUGGCGGGGCACCCUGCAGCAGCGGCCGGUGGCCAUCAAGGCGUUCGCGGCGGGGGCGGCCGGGCGCUUCGCGGCCGAGCGGGCGGUGCACGCGCUGCCGCUGAUGGAGCACGAGAACGUGGCGCGGCUGCUGGGCGCCCGCGGCGCUGGGCCCUGCGCCCGCGGGGGGCUCCUGGUCCUGCAGCUCUACCCCGCCGGCUCCCUGCGCCACUUCCUGCGCCAGCACGUGGGGACGUGGGCCGGCAGCGUGCGCCUGGCGCUCUCGCUCGCCCGCGGCCUCGCCUUCCUGCACCAGGAGCUUUGGCGCGACGGCCUGUACAAGCCCAGCGUGGUGCACCGGGACCUGAGCAGCCAGAACGUGCUGGUGCGCGAGGACGGGACCUGCGCCAUCGGGGACUUCGGGCUGGCGCUGGCGCUGCCGCCCCGCGCCCAGGCUGGCAGCGGCGGGCACCGCGCCGUGCCCAUCCGCAAGGCGGGCACCCAGCGGUACCUGGCGCCCGAGAUCCUGGACGAGAGCCUGGACCUGCGCUCGUGGGGCCGGGCGCUGCGGCAGGCCGACGUCUACGCCCUGGCGCUGCUGCUCUGGGAGAUCCUCUCGCGCUGCCAGGCCCUCAGCCCCGGAGCCCCCGUGCCCGAAUUCCGGCUGGCGUAUGAGGCCGAGCUGGGCGCCAGCCCCACGGCGGCGCAGCUCCGGCGCUUGGCCGUGGACGAGCGGCGGCGCCCGCUCAUCCCCCCCGCCUGGCACCAGUGCCCAAAGCCCCCGGGGGCGGUGCAGGAGCUGCUGGAGGACUGCUGGGACCCCGACCCCGAGGCGCGGCUCUCGGCCGAGCGCGCCCUGCAGCGCCUGCAGCGCCUGGCGGCGGAAAGGGAGCAGCAUGGCCUUGUGGAGGAAGUCACCGGCCUUCAGGAGACGCACGGGACCGCCCCCACGGAAGCUACUGACCGCUGCGCCAUGGGGAAAGGGGGCGGGGCUGAGGGUGGCUGGUUGGAGGAGUCCCUGCUGGACUGCGCCUUCGCUGCCUGUGACACGGAGCAGACAGGCGCGGUGCCAGCCUGGCGCAUCGUGGAGUACCUGCGGGCGGUGACGGGGCGUAGCGGCGAGGAGCAGCAGCUGCAGGAGCUCAGGCAGAUGCUGGAGCUGACGGCAGCGGGGGGGGCCCUGGAUCUGCCCACCUUCCGCGCCGUCAUGCGCGAGUGGAUCGCCCACUGUCAGUGGGACGGGGCAUCGCAGCCUGCUGAGGAGCUGGAUGUAACAGGCGGACCUCGUGUGCUCACAGCCGCAUUGGAUCUUGAGGGCUAUGGCGGCGAAAGAGAGAGCGUGACCUUGGACAGCAGGAGCAUCGAGGAGGAGCUGGAGCGCUCCAACCAGCACUUGGCCAGCCAGAACGCCACGCUGCGCUGUGCCCUGGAGUCAGCCGAGGAGCUGAAUGCCCAGCUGGCUGAGGAGGUGGCAGGGCUGACGGCGCAGCUCCACCGUGCCCAGCAGGCGUUGGAGCAUGGCUGGGCAACCAGCCAAAAGCUGGAGGACCUGGAGGAUGAGGAAAGGGAGCAGCAUGGCCUUGUGGAGGAAGUCACCGGCCUUCAGGAGACGAACUCAACGCUGCUUGCUGAGGCCAAGGGAAGGAAGGAGAAUCUUCAGGCACUGGAGGCAAAGAAGGAUGCUAUCCUGCAGCUCGGCCUCAACCGCCGCACAUAUCUGUGA
Molecule: messenger RNA, 2286 nt
Organism: Cygnus atratus (black swan)
Lineage: Eukaryota; Metazoa; Chordata; Aves; Anseriformes; Anatidae
Gene: AMHR2
Product: anti-Mullerian hormone receptor type 2
Exons: 23
Coding region: 1-2286 (761 amino acids)
Biological process (GO): cellular response to growth factor stimulus; protein phosphorylation; BMP signaling pathway
Cellular component (GO): signaling receptor complex; plasma membrane
Molecular function (GO): ATP binding; transforming growth factor beta receptor activity
Source: RefSeq, a predicted model, not a curated record